CGUGUCGGGGACUGUUUCGGUCUCCAAGAGGCCACUAGAGGAGGCGGAUAACGAGGGGCAGCCUGCACCAAAAUUGCCUCGUACAGACGCGCCAGAGGAGAUGAAUAUUGGGGGCGGAGAUGUGCAGACCACGAGGGGCACGCGACCCUCGACACCCCGGCGCGACCACGGCCACCUUGCGUCGAUUGCUGAGGGGAAGAGCAGUACCGCUAAUCCUGCUUCGGGGCUGUAUCCUGAACCCCUUCGAGCUAUGUCACCCCGACGCUCCGACACGCCCAUGUGUGUACCUGCCACCCCCUCCGCUUCCACCCCCGUCACUCGAUAUCCUGAUAGCCAGCCUGCCGUCGUACCGCCUAAAGAGCAUCGUGUAUCUGGAUCGGGAGACCCGGGGCUUCUCAUCACUCGAAGUCCUGUGACUUCCGAACCCCCCUUUAGCGCGGAGGCCUCCUUGCGAUCUGCCACCAUCUCGCACUCUCCGACUCCCUCCACCCCCGUCCAGGAUUCUCGCUCACCACCUCCAGCUGAGACCCUUGCCACGUUCCGGUCGUUAUCGCUAAAUCCGUCACAUCACGAAUCGGACCCUGUCACGGAUCCUUCACCGGCAAACACCAAGGACCCACCAGUGGCGCAAGACGCGGACCAAGACGUGGACCAAGACGCGAUGCAAGAAAAGGAAGACGUGUCAAUACACCCUUUGGAAUCGGAGGCCUCAACACUCGUCCCUGCGGUGUGGCACGCGGUCGAGGGCAGGCCCUCCGCUGGCGUCGAGACCUCCGAGUUCUUUGUCGACAACCCCACAGCCAAGGCCGCACGCAACUGGGCGCUGCGUGAAGAAUUGUUCAGGUUCGAACACAGGCACGUCCGAGUGCAUCUCCUUUGCCUGCCCAAGGCAUCGGUCGAGGAGGUCUACCAGACCCUGCCCCCAGACGCGUCUCGCGCAGAGAUCGUUGCCGCGCUCUGGAACAUUGAGACGGACUGGCCCCUCAAGGGCACGCUCGUAGUCCAGGCCGAUGCUGAUUGCGCAAUCAAUACGUGGAUGCCUGACCCACAUUCCGGCCCACUGGACAUCACUGCGGCAAUCAGGCACGGCCAGAACAGUUUCAAACUCAUACAACUUGCGGACAUGUCCAGCAAGCUGUUUGUGUUCCAUGCUGCCGAACCAUCCGAAGAAGAGCGCAAGGCUGCCAGCUUGUGGAGACGCUCCGUGUCGAUAAUCUCACCGCAAAGCCCAAGGCCUCAAGACCGACACUGACACCGGCCAUUCUCCCUGGCGUACGUCGGUGCUUGACCCCAUCCUAUGUCUGGCCAACACCCCUUCUUGCGGCCUUACCGCGCCCACGCCCUUCGCCAUGAAGCCUGGGCCUGAGAGUACGGCUGCAUCACACGACCGACGCGUUCCCUUCGUCUUUGUCUUACCCAC
Molecule: messenger RNA, 1420 nt
Organism: Trametes versicolor FP-101664 SS1
Lineage: Eukaryota; Fungi; Basidiomycota; Agaricomycetes; Polyporales; Polyporaceae
Exons: 3
Coding region: 101-1252 (383 amino acids)
Source: RefSeq, a predicted model, not a curated record